This is a messenger RNA of Podarcis raffonei (Aeolian wall lizard), 5631 nucleotides long. RefSeq names its product NFE2 like bZIP transcription factor 1 (gene NFE2L1). Gene Ontology annotation, cellular component: nucleus. The record is from RefSeq and is a predicted model, not a curated record. Bases 1415 to 3709 code for a protein of 764 amino acids. The transcript is spliced from 7 exons. NCBI's taxonomy places the organism in Eukaryota, Metazoa, Chordata, Lepidosauria, Squamata, Lacertidae. Gene Ontology annotation, molecular function: RNA polymerase II cis-regulatory region sequence-specific DNA binding; DNA-binding transcription factor activity, RNA polymerase II-specific. Gene Ontology annotation, biological process: regulation of transcription by RNA polymerase II.
GGUUUAAUUCUUUCAACCAGGCUUUACACCUCUUUGUCAUGUUGUAUGUACAUUUUGUAUGCUCUCCUUUCUCACCAGUACAAAAAAUGUCUUUAAAAUAUUCCCGUAUGGGGCCUGUCAUAUUCAGGUUUCAUGAUUGUUUGGAGGUUAAUAAGCAUUUCUUCUCAGAAGUAAGUCCCAUGGAGCUCAGUGAGACUUACUCCUAGAAAGAGAGUAUAGAAUUGGAACCUUAGCACGAGAAUAUUGGAACAUGCAGACUGGACAGUUUGUCUUCUCUUCUUCCCAAUGUUCUUCUCUGCUUCACCCUGCCUUUGUCCAUCCCACCCUCACAAAUACAAGCAAAAAUAAAAUACACAUGAAUGAUAUGUCAUAGCAAGGCUUCAUAGUUUGUAGGCAGACUAGAAUAGAUCUAUUUUCUUCAGGUGAAAAUGCAUGUAUAUGUUUGGCAGAUAGUGUAAAUACUCAUAUUUGAGAAAUUGUCAAAUUGGCCUUUUAUGUACAGAAGCCUCAUUUAACUCAAUGUAUAUGACACUGAUUCUGUGGGUAGCUGGAGGACUAACCUGCCUUUAUUAAGAUUUUUUAAUAUUAACCUAAAUUAUUUGCAGUUUAAACAAUAUUUUUAAAUAUAUGCAUAUAUAUAUAUAUUACCUUGCAAGUAGGAAAUAUUUCAAAAACUUGCAAGUAAGUCUAAAUAGAAAAACUAAAGGGAAUUGUUCUAGUAUAAUGUGAGGAGAAGAUGACAUUCUCAGUUGAGAAAAGUGUUUAAAGAGUUGAGGGUUGGGGAUGGGGUUGGUUGGGGCUGUGGAUUUCAUAAUGGAAUUUAAAAUUUUUGAAAGCUCAGAACUGUUAGAGAUGUGCAUCCUUGUGGGGCUGUAUAAAUAAGUACAGGCUCUCUGGUGGUCUGAAAAAGGAUUUUAUGGUAGUGACUGGCCUAGGGGGAAUUCUCCAGGCUGUCUCCCAUGUUAUCUGGAUGCAUUUUGAGAAGGUUUAAAAUGAGACUGAAAUGUGAGCCCAGAAAGUCAUAGUGACAGAGGUUAGGAUUAAAUAGGGGGCAAGCAUGCCGGAGAACAUGUGUUGGGGGAUUCUGGCUCUCCUAGAUCUUUAAAAACAACAACAACUUUGAAAUCACAUGUCUCUGAUGGAAAGGAAAGGAGACUGAAAUGUGAUAGUAGGCCAGAACAGAGAUUGGGUAAGGAUGAGUACAUGAUUGCACUUAGCAAAUCAAGUUUCUGACGAAACCCAAAGCAAGCAGCAGAAGAGUCUUUGAACGUUUUCCUGCCCUGGAAUCUUGGACUAGAGGAAGGAGGAGGGAAGAGUGAAGUUGCAGCUGUUCCAGAGGACUUGUCCCAUCUUGUAGUCCGUGUGGGAAAUUAAGACUCAAGGAAGUUGCUGCAUGUGGACUCUUUGAGACAAAAUGCUUUCUCUGAAGAAAUAUUUCACUGAAGGACUCAUCCAGUUCACCAUUCUCCUCAGCUUAAUAGGUGUGAGGGUGGAUGUAGAUACUUAUCUGAACUCGCAUCUUCCCCCUCUGCGAGAGAUCUUUUUGGGCCAGAGUUCUGCUUACACCCAGACACAGUUCCACAACCUGCGGAACACUUUAGAUGGCUAUGUCAUCCAUCCAAAAAGUGUAGAUCUGGACUAUUAUUUCACAGCUCGGCGGCUUCUUAACCAGGUGAGGGCCCUGGACAGGUUCCAGGUGCCCACCACAGAAGUCAGUGCCUGGUUGGUACACCGAGAUUCUGAAGGUUCUGUCUCUGGUGCCCAACCCAAUACAGGCAUUGCCCUUGAGAAUGGCAGUGGCUUGCAAGAUGGAACUGUUCCAGACAAUGAAGUGAGGGAAAAUGGAGCAGAACAAGGAUUUGGUGAAGAAUUGGAAGACCUAGGUGCCGUGGCUCCUCCAAUGAAUGGUGAUCUAACCAAAGAGGACAUUGAUUUAAUUGACAUCCUGUGGAGACAGGAUAUCGACCUUGGAGCUGGGCGUGAGAUUUUUGACUGCAGCCACCGCCAGAAGGAGAACGAAGUGGACAAAGAACCAAAUAAUGGGGAGGAGUGUGGGGAUGGCUGGAGGAGCAGAGGGGGCGAUGUCGCUGACAGGGCCUUGCUAGUGGAUGGCGAGACAGGGGAAAGCUUUCCUGCACAGGUGCCUGGUGUUGAGGACCAGACAGCCUUGUCCUUGGAGGAGUGCCUUAGGCUGCUGGAGGCCACGUUUCCCUUUGGGGAGAAUUCGGAGUUUCCAGCUGCAGAUGCCCCCAGCCUAACUGAAGUUCUGCCGAGUGAGAGCGGGCCUUCCACUGUGCCAGACGGGCUUCUGUCUCCCCUACUAACAGGGACAGAGUUGCCCUUCGACCUGGAGCAGCAGUGGCAGGACCUCAUGUCUAUAAUGGAAACGCAGGGUAUGGAGGUGAACAGCACAGCAGCUGCAGGGACCCUGUACGAUAGCACAGGUGGAGACAUUCUGAAUGCCAACUACAGCCUUGCUCCAUCCACCCCAAUCAACCAGAAUGUCAGCCUGCAUCAGGCGUCACUGGGCAGCUGUACACAAGACUUUGCUUCCUUGUUCAGCUCUGAGAUGGAGAGCCUCUCAGUAGCUGGCAGCUCAGCUUUGUUGCAGCUGGUUCCUGACAACUCCACUGGCUUCAACACCACAUUUGGCUCUACCAACCUGAGUGGGAUCUUCUUCCCUCCCCAGUUAAAUGGCACUGUAAACGAAACAUCUGGGCCUGAGCUGCCAGAUCCUCUUGGGGGACUCCUUGAUGAAGCUAUGCUAGAUGAGAUUAGCUUGAUGGACUUGGCCACUGAAGAAGGCUUCAACCCAGUGCAGGCUUCCCGCCUGGAGGAAGAAUUUGAUUCCGACUCUGGGCUCUCCUUGGACUCGAGCCACAGCCCUGCUUCUCUCAGCAGCUCAGAAGCAUCGUCGUCAUCAUCUUCAGCUUCCUCCUCCUUUUCUGAGGAAGGUGCUGUGGGCUACAACUCGGACUCUGAAAAUGUGGACGUUGAAGAUGCAGAAGGGGCAGUUGGGUACCAGCCAGAGUACAGCAAGUUUUGUCGUAUGAGCUACCAGAACCCUUCUCAGCUGCAAUAUCUGCCUUAUCUGGAGCAUGUAGGUCACAAUCACACCUACAACAUGGCCCCCAGGACCUUAGACACUGACGAGCCCCAGCCAGCCACCAUGGGGAAGAAGAGUGCCAAGGAUAAACAGGCAGACUUCUUGGAUAAGCAGAUGAGCCGAGAUGAGCACCGGGCCCGAGCCAUGAAGAUCCCUUUCCCCAACGAGAAGAUCAUCAACUUGCCUGUAGAAGAAUUCAAUGAACUCCUCUCCAAGUACCAACUGAGUGAGGCCCAGCUGAGCUUAAUCCGGGACAUCCGGAGACGGGGCAAGAACAAGAUGGCUGCCCAGAACUGUCGUAAGAGAAAGCUGGACACUAUCCUCAACUUGGAACGGGAUGUAGAGGAUUUGCAGAGAGACAAGUCAAAGCUGCUCAGGGAGAAGGUGGAGUUUCUCAGGUCCAUUCGCCAGAUGAAGCAAAAGGUGCAGAACCUCUAUCAGGAGGUAUUUGGCCGCCUGCGUGAUGAAAAUGGCCAGCCCUACUCCCCGAAUCAGUAUGCCCUACAGUACGCCAGUAAUGGUAGUGUUAUCCUAAUACCACGCUCCUUGGCUGACCAGCAGGGCAGACGUCAAGAGAGGAAACAGAAAGACAGGAGGAAGUGAGAGGUGAUAAAUGUUGGCAGGAGAGUGCAAAACUUGCAGAAACUGCAUCCUGGAGAAAGGGUUGAGCCCCGAAGAAUUUGAAGGAACUUUCACGCCUUCUUAUCCAAUAUAUCUUCUCAAACCAUGAUAGCUGCCAGUCAGUGUAUAGGAACAGACUGCUGGGCGGGGGCCUACAAGUCUUGAGAGGCAGAAUGGCAAAGCAUGUAGGGAAAGACCUGUGCCCCCAGCAGCCUGGAACCCAUUAUUGAACGUUGAGGGAGGGGGGACAAGCUGGCAUAAUGUGUGUGGGGAGGGGGGUGAGUCUUGGCAGAAGAUAGAAAAUCUGAAUUGUUAAAGCUGGAUAUUUUUUUUAAGGAAAAAAAGGUUAAGUGGACAGACUGAGCAGGCUUAAAGUCCCCCCCGCCUUCAAACUUCGAUAUUUCAGAUAGCUGGUUUUGUUUUUUUCGAACCAGUUUUGGCAUCAGUUGUGCGCGAUUUGACAACAUGACUGAAUCCCAUGACAUAGCCGCCAUCCCUUCCUACAUCUGUAUGUAUAUGUAAGUGCAGGUGGAACACAUUAAGUUGUGUUUGUUUAGGGGAGAAGGGUGAUUUUUCUUAACCCUUUUCAGCUCGGGGGAAUGGAGAGAUCUCCACGCAAGGAGUUACCAAGUACAGCCUUUUGGGUGGACUUUGAGUUAAUCUGCCAUAAAGGUUGGAAUGGUGAGAGUGGAAAGGGUUAAUAGAAUUACUAUGGUGAUGCAUCUUUCCACCGCCCCUCUCUUCCAUUCAAAACUCACUAAGCAUGUCACUGCCCACAGUGAGGAGCCAGUGUUAUACUGGGCUACCAUCAAGGUACAUUACAAGAUGGCGCAUGGUAACUGCAUGCUACAAUGCUGACAUUUCUCACUGAUUUGGCUUGAAGAGAUUCAUUUUGUGGACAAAAGGGGGUGUGAGGGCCAGGUGUGAAGGCUGCACUUUCAUUUAGCGGAGGCUGCAAGGUGGAGGGGUCUGGUGUGUGAUCACCACUUGGUCUACAGCACAAUGGGUUUUAUCCCCAUAAAGUGGGCAUGUUGUGUAGAGCAAAUAGCCAUCUAUGGCAAGCCCCUUUCUUAAUGGGCACUUUGGUUUUAAUUUAUUUCUGUAGGACUUGUGUGCGCCUGUGUUUCCCCAUUCCCAUAGGGCUGUAAAAUGGAUUUGUGGUAUGCAGGAAGGAGAGAAGAGAGAUGUUUUCCCCCAGAUGAUCAAAGCUGCUGAAAGGUAUUUCUGCCAUUAAGACUCGGUGUGUUAAACUGUGAUUCCACAGCUGGUUUCUUUUCUGUCCUUGGGUGGUGUCAUUCCAACUUCCCCCUUUCCCCCUCCUUAAAAAAAAAUAAGGCAAAGGGUGAGGGUAGUGCCUUGAACACAGCUGGCCUCAAGCUCCGAGGCAAUCCUCGAAGCUGUUUAAUUUGCAGUAUAGCACAGCUGGGAGUAUUAUUGACUUUACCAGCAUCUGAUGAGCUAAAUGGCUUUGGUUUUCCCCAGUCAGUCCUGUGUAUGUGAUGGCGUGUGAGGACGUAGCACUGAAAUGGGCAUCCUCCAGAGAACUGUGGGGGUAUGAAGCACUGUAUGUAAUAGAGGCAACUUCUGCAGCCAUAUGUUCUAUAUGAUCUUGUUUUUCUCAAGGCCAUGAUUUCUUACAAGGAAAAUAUAAAAGGUGAGAGGGGAAGUAAACUAUCGGUGAGUCUCUCCCACCUCUCAGGCUUCUGUGAUUUGACAGCAUGAAACUUGAAGCACAAAAUGUGUUGGAACUGUGGCUGGGUUGCUGGAGGAUAGAGCCCUGAUGUGUGCAUGUGUUAAUUUAUUUUUUUCUGUAGAGGUUUUAUUUUGAAUGGUUUCUAUGACCUGUUGGGGAGAGGAGCGAGAGUGUAUGAGCACAGGACAAAAAUAAAAUGGCUUAUUCACUA